Molecule: messenger RNA, 1248 nt
Organism: Orbilia oligospora ATCC 24927
Lineage: Eukaryota; Fungi; Ascomycota; Orbiliomycetes; Orbiliales; Orbiliaceae
Exons: 1
Coding region: 1-1248 (415 amino acids)
Source: RefSeq, a predicted model, not a curated record
AUGCUAGACUAUAGCAGUAAAAUCAGUUAUGCUAACAAAAUCAUUUGGCGAUCUGAUAGAUGGCGAUCUAGUCUGAACCCAGAAGGAAGAAUCCUCGUUCAUUUGGCCAAUCAUCACGGUAGCUCUCUCGAAUGCCUUUAUUUUGACAAAUUGACAGGCUUGAGAGACCAAGAUCUGCCCGAAUUCAGCAAAUUUACUUCCCUGAGUACGCUGCGGUGGGGAGAUGUUGAGACUGUAAAGGACAUGCCGGCAUUGCUAGGAAUACUCGAAGCUAGCGCAGGCUCUUUAAGAUCGCUCAGCGUGAAUUAUACUUUCAAUGACGGCCUCAUAGUCGGUUCAAAACGAUAUAAUAUUAAAAUUUCGAAUUUGACAGAGUACCAGACACCCAUUCACGGCUAUGGUCGCCGGAUCAUCAAGAAAAUGGUGCCAAUAACUCAAAUUAACCGGUUUCGACUGACGAACCGACAGAAAGGCGUAUAUGCGGAUACCAUAUUACCGAAGUUACAUAAACCUGUGGAGUUAGUGUUCAAUUGUGCAACCAAUGGCCCCAAAAACCUCGAUAGUAUAAUCUCCAAGCGCGCCGGAAAUACCUUGAAGAUUUUGUCCAUUUGUACAGUUUCAACAUCUUCCUUCAGUUCGUCCCGAUUAUUUCAGAAUUGCCUUAGCACCCAGAGUCUUGUCAAUUUAGGUCGCGGAUGUCCCAAUCUUGUGGAGCUUGCAGUACCUCAGAAGGUCGAGUUCAGCUUGGCUGAAGUACGGAAUGAAACUCAUUUCAGAUCCACCAUCCCUCCGAGAUCCCUCCCGGAAUUUCCCCUUCACGCCUUUCGCAACCUACAAUUACUUUUUUUGGAAAUACCGCCUAACUCGGAUCAUCGAGAAAUUUUAGAGGAUGAAGUGUUUAGAGACAGUAUAAUAGGAGAAUCUAGCUUUGUCAAAACGGCAUUUGAAGCUAUGCUCUAUGAAAGAGAGAAGCUACAGCAGCAAUACGGAAACGAGGAAAACGGAAAUGCUUCGCUACUGAGGCCUUCAAGGAAACUGGAAGUUGUUGCGAUUGGACUGGCCUCCCCUGAAUUUGUUUUUCCUCAAAAUAUUGCACGCACCCCUAGACUAUGGAAAGCAAUACAUCCCAAAAAUGACAAUGAGGCUAUAAAAUUGGAGAUUGCGAAUAUUGAUGAUGUUAUGGAUCGUGAUCCCGAAUGGAAGCUACUAAGGAGAUACCCGCUUUUAAUACCAAACGAGGGACUGUAA